This is a messenger RNA of Pelagomonas calceolata, 1995 nucleotides long. NCBI's taxonomy places the organism in Eukaryota, Pelagophyceae, Pelagomonadales, Pelagomonadaceae. The record is from the annotation of a GenBank genome assembly.
CAGAUUUGCGCCGGCGGCAAAGAGCGGCAGCGCGCAGGCAUGGCUGCCCAGGCGCUGCUGCGGGCAGCCUCGGUGGUGCUCCUUUGUUGGCGCGCGGCGACCGCGGGGACUUGCUUCUCCGACGACUUCAGUAGCAUCGAUAGCGGCUGGAUCUCCGUUGACGGCGACUGGAAGUGGUCGGGCGGCACGGUCGACGACAAUGUUGGCAACUAUGGCGAAGGUCAUGUACUGUACAGAGAUGCCGACUACAGCGAUGGCUACCUUGAGGCCUCGGUCAGUGUGUCUAGUGGGCAAGCGGGGCUCCUCUUUCGCAUCGCCGACAUGCCGGUUGCCGCCGAUUACAUCAACAACGCUGGCCAGAUGUACUACUGCGGCAUAAAUCUAAAUUGGGUUAGAUGCGGGCGUAUGAACGAUGCCUGGUCGGAAAUCUGGAGAUACAAUACCCCGAUCGCACUCGGACAGUUUUAUGACCUCGGUAUUAACAUGGAGGGAUCAAAAUUCACGGUCUUCCUUGACGGUGCCGAGAUCGGCAGCUUCAGCGACUCUAGUUAUAGUAGCGGCGGUAUCGGCUUGCGGACUUAUUGGGGCCGCGGCAUCUACGACUCCAUCUCGUACGAGGCGCCAGGAUGCGCCGGUUCCAACAGUCCCUUCGUGUACGUCGACCAGGAAAUGUCUUGGACGGACGCGCGCGAGUACUGCCGGACGCACCACCACGACCUCGCAUCGAUCCACAGCGCUAGCGAGAAUGCGGAAGUCGCCGCACUCUGUCCUGUAUGGUGCUUUCUCGGCGGCUCCGACGUAGAUCAAGAGGGCACGUGGACUUGGUCGGACGGCAGCGCGUGGGCCUACGAGAACUGGGACACCGGACAGCCCAACAAUGUGAAUGGACCUGAGGACUAUCUAAAUAUGUGGGGGGCCGCGCCCGGUUCUUCUAACAGAGAGCACGGAAAGUGGAACGAUUUGCGACCGGAAGGUCCACAUACGUUCGUGUGCAGAGAGACGCCAGCCAGCAGCACAUACGAAAUCGUGGUGAACGGCGUCAUGAACGAACCCCUCACGGUCAUUGGCGACGCCUGGGCCGCAGGCUCUGAUAGCUUUGGCAGCUACAUCACCAGCAGCCCAGGCUUAUGUUACGCCGGGGGCACCGGCGUAUGUUACCUGCGAUGGGAGCACGACUUGGGCACCGGAGACUUUACGUCGACCAUGAAUCUCGUCGUGACCGACCUCUACAAUUCUGGCGCAUCAUUCGAGUUCAAUUACAACAGCGCAUGGGGUUCGAACUUCGGUUUUGCGGGUUAUGGCAGUUUGGAUGUCUUCACCGACGGCCCGUUUUUUGGCGAUGGUCCGUCUUAUCAUGGAAAUCUAGCCUCGUACGGCAUCAUCGAUGGAGAACUGAUGACAUUAGUUGUCCAGCGGCGUGGGGACGACUACACGAUCUCGGUCACCACGGCGGCUAUGGGGGAGAAGGUCGUGCAUACACAGACGAAGGCCGGGGACAUCCAAGGACUCGGCCUGCGCCCGUGGCGCGGGACUAUCCGACUGUACUCCUGGACCGUUACGACGGGGUUGUCGAUACAGGGAACCUACGAUGCGGACGCCGACGACGAUUCGGACGACAACUCCCUCGUCGUGAUCCUGGGCGUCGUCAUCGGCGUACUCCUCGUGGUUAUCGCCAUAUUAGUGAUUAUGAAACGGAGCAAAGUGGCGAAGCCCCCGCAAGGGCACCGAGGCCCCGCGAUGGUAGAGGCCGCAACAUCGCCGACGGCGCCGCCGCAACUGGCGUCGAUCAAGGCCGAGGCUCUCGGAAUGAUGUCGGAAGAGCCCAUCGCGGAGGCCGUGCCCCACGGCCACGUCUCGGGCGCCGAGGCCGCCGCGAUGGCCGCGGGAGAGCCGCCGCCACAGCCGUCGGCGGGCUGGGGCAGGCGCUUCGCGUCGUGGCGGGCCGUCGUGGAGCCGCCACCGCCGCCCGAGCCGGAAUUCGAACCGGAAUGCUAA